AAUCUGCAGUCAAAGAGGUGAUAGGGAUAGCAAAGUCGGAAUCUCUUCUCUUCUGUUGUCCCGGGCCAUGAGUUCGAUAAAAAAUGAUAUGCUGUCAAGUAUUUAAAUUUGAUUAUGCAACUAAGUUUAUUCACCAACCAAAACAGAGGUGUUCACAGAAGUAAUAAAAAAAGAGCAUUGCAUAAAGCUCACACAUGUGAACCUCUGCACAAUUUUUUGUUCAUCUACUCCUUGUCUCUAAUGAGUGUCCACACUGUUCUAUUCCUCUUACUGCUACUUCUCCAUCAGGCUACAUCUUUACACCAAGAAGCUAAUGAGAAGAAGGUUUAUGAACAAAGGAAGCUGUAUCGAAGCUGCAAUCUUUUUGAAGGAAGCUGGAUAUAUGAUGAUUCAUAUCCGCUGUAUGAUGGCUCGAUAUGCCCUUUUAUAAAUGCUGGUUUAAAUUGCCAGAAAAAUGGGAGGCCUGAUAAGCUGUAUCUCAAAUAUAGAUGGAACCCAGUUGGGUGCAGCUUAGCUAGGUUCGAUGGUGAGGCUUUUCUGGAGAGGUUUCGAGGGAAGAAGAUCAUGUUUGUGGGUGAUUCUUUGAGCUCUAACCAAUGGCAGUCUCUAACAUGCAUGGUGCAGAAUGCAGUUCCUUCGUCUAACUACACUUUGGUUCAGAGAAAGUCUUUUUACUCCCUGACAUUUCCGGAAUUUGGAGUCUCAAUAGUGUACAUGAAAGAUGGGUUUCUGGUAGACUUAGAGUUCAGAGAUAUAGGCAAAGUUCUAAGGCUAGAUUCCAUCAGUAUCAACAGAAGCAAGCAAUGGAAAGAUACCGACAUCUUGAUCUUCAACAGCUACCACUGGUGGACUCAUACGGGUCGCCUACAGACAUGGGACUACUUUCAAGUUGGUGACAAGGUAAUCAAAGAGAUGGAUCAUAUGGAAGCUUACAAGAUAGCCUUGUCAACUUGGGCCAAUUGGGUUGAUUCGAGCAUCAAUCCUACCAAAACUCAAGUUUUCUUCCAGGGAAUCACGGCAGUACAUUACAAAGGCAGGGACUGGAAUGAACCUAUGGCGAAUAGCUGCGACGGGCAGACCCAGCCUAUACCAGGAUCAGAUUAUCCGGGAAAUAGAUAUCCAGGAGAACCAAUUGUAAAGAGCACUUUGGCUAGAAUGGCAAAGCCUGUUAUUUUGUUGGACAUCGCAUUGCUAACCCAGUUAAGAAAAGACGGACAUCCUUCCCGGUAUGCUGAUGGUGGCAUAGACUGCAGCCACUGGUGUGUGGCUGGUGUCCCUGAUGCAUGGAAUGAGAUCUUAUACACAAUUUUGGUGGAUAUGUAAUCUUGUUAUUAUCCGAUCUUUGUAACUUAUGUGGGCAUGUAUUUUCUUUAUCAUACUUGAUCAAUUAGCCAACCAAA
This is a messenger RNA of Daucus carota subsp. sativus, 1400 nucleotides long. RefSeq names its product protein trichome birefringence-like 42. The coding region runs from base 115 to 1323 and encodes 402 amino acids. The record is from RefSeq and is a predicted model, not a curated record. The transcript has 5 exons. Gene Ontology annotation, molecular function: O-acetyltransferase activity. Gene Ontology annotation, cellular component: Golgi apparatus. NCBI's taxonomy places the organism in Eukaryota, Viridiplantae, Streptophyta, Magnoliopsida, Apiales, Apiaceae.